AUUGCAAUCUCUUUGAUACGCAGUGCAGAUCGUGAAGUCGUUUUCGAAAUAUUUAAAAGUUGAAUCGUGCUCCGAAUAGGCGCAGUACUGUUUAACUAAGCGUUCUCAAACGCCAGUCCUUAAAAACAUUUCCCGACCGCCUUCUACGCCAGUGAGUGUAAAGGCUGACAGUCGCUGAGAAACCUGUGCCCGAGAAAUAUUGCCAAAUUUGCGUUGCGAUUUUCGCGUGUGACAUCCAUUGAAUUAGGACAUUUAGUUCGCACAAGUGAUAACAUUUUUGAGUCAAUUUCUUGAACAAAGGUCUCGUCCAAAAUGAAGUUUUUCGUCGCCGUUCUCGUUUUGUGCUCCGCCGCAAUGGCUUACGGAAGCCUGCAAUGCAGCUUCGCCGCCCCAAAUCUUCCGACAGAAUGGAUUGAUAUGAAAUCACCAUGCGUCAAUUCAAUGCGGGCGCAAAUUCAGGAGGAAGUGAAAGCGUCAUAUGUCUACUUAGCCAUGGCCGCUUAUUUCUCCCGUGACACCGUUAACCGCCCAGGCUUUGCCGAACAUUUCUUCAAAGCUGCCAAGGAAGAACGCGAGCAUGCCCAACAUUUGAUUGAAUACCUUUCUAUGCGUGGUCAGUUGACGGACAGCGUCACCAAUUUGAUUACGUUCCCGGGUAUAGAGAAGCAGACUUGGGCAAAUGGUGUUGAGGCCCUCACUGACGCCUUGAACCUAGAAGCUAAUGUGACGAAAAGCAUUCGGGAUGUGAUUAUUAAAUGCGAAAACGUCCCUAAAUUCAACGAUUAUCAUCUUGUUGACUAUUUGACUGGUGUCUACCUAGAGGAGCAAUACAAGGGUCAACGUGAGUUGGCUGGAAAAUUGUCGACACUCAAGAAGAUGAUGAGCAAGCACGGAGAAAUCGGCGAAUUCCUAUUCGAUAAGACCCUGUAAAAUGUCAACCGCGGGGAUUUCGAGGGAGGAGUAGCGUUUUUUUGAAUCACAUCAAAUAUUCUAAUCAGUUACAAAAGACGAACUGUAAAUGUUAUUUCAUACAUAGAAUGGGAUUAAUAAAUUAAUCAUACAAAUUCCC
This is a messenger RNA of Hermetia illucens (black soldier fly), 1069 nucleotides long. RefSeq names its product ferritin subunit (gene Fer1HCH). Gene Ontology annotation, biological process: iron ion transport; intracellular iron ion homeostasis. Bases 313 to 930 code for a protein of 205 amino acids. The transcript has 4 exons. The record is from RefSeq and is a predicted model, not a curated record. Gene Ontology annotation, cellular component: cytoplasm. Gene Ontology annotation, molecular function: ferric iron binding; ferrous iron binding. Lineage: Eukaryota; Metazoa; Arthropoda; Insecta; Diptera; Stratiomyidae.